CGAGUGCCUCGCUUUGCUUUGCUCCCUUCAAACACCAAAACCAACACACACAAACAGACAAUACACAAAUCACUUAUAUACCUUCCAUAUAUAUACACCUUUAUUAUUAUUUGUUGAGAAAUCAAGUAAUGCUAUAGUAAAUAAUAUAGCCAUUAAUUAAUUUGAUUUUUAUGUGGUAUAAAAAUCAAAUUAAUUAAUCCUAUAUAGAAAUAUGGGAAGGGCUCCUUGUUGUGAGAAAGUGGGGUUGAAAAAGGGAAGGUGGACAGAAGAAGAGGAUGAACUAUUAACAAAGUAUAUUCAAGUCAACGGUGAAGGUUCAUGGAGGUCAUUGCCCAAAAAUGCAGGAUUAUUAAGGUGUGGAAAGAGUUGCAGAUUAAGAUGGAUUAAUUAUUUGAAAGCUGGGCUUAAGAGAGGCAACAUUUCUUCUGAAGAGGAAGAUCUCAUUGUCAAGUUGCAUACAACUUUUGGCAACAGGUGGUCUUUGAUAGCGAGUCAUUUGCCGGGAAGAACAGACAAUGAAAUCAAGAACUAUUGGAACUCUCACUUGAGUAGGAAAAUCUACAGUUUUCGGAGAGCAACUAGCCUAGACACCACCCACAUAGGGUCCACCGAUACACCCAACAAUGUUCCCGUUUAUCCAAAGCCUAAACCUGGUAGAACAAGCCGUUGGGCCAUGAAGAAGAACAAAACCUACAUACACAACAAUAAGGGUAACAAUAAUAAUAAUAAUAUUAAUAACAACCAAAAUAAUCAAAAAGACGAAAUUGCCCUUCGCCAACUCAGCCCCCGAGAAAAAGAAGAUGAUGCUGUUCCAACUCCACCAACUCCUUCGCUUGAGAGUGAGGGUUUUUGCAACACUGUUGAGGAUCUCAUGGUGUUGGAUUUGGACCCUAACAACAACAAUAAUAAUGGGGUGGAAAAAGAACAAGAAGAAGAAAAGGAAAAAGAAAAAGUUCAGUGCCCUACUACGUAUGAGAAAGAAAAGAAGGACACGUUGUUAGGACCAUAUGAUGAACAAGUUGAAGAUCUUACUAAUAAUAUUAAUAAUAAUGGCGGUGGGGCGUUGAGCCUUGAUGACAUGUUGGACAAUUUCAUGUUGGAAGAAAUUGUAUGUGGGGUUCACAACUUAAAUGAAGAUAUUGAAAUCAAUAAUAAUAAUAAUAAUAAUAAUAAUAAUAAUAAUAAUAAUAAUAGUGAAGAGUGGAAUAAUUUAGGGUUAGAUGAAUAUUUGGAUUGGGAGAGUGUUAUGGAGUUAAUGAAUAAUAAUAAUAAUAGUGAGUCAUCAGAGGGUUGUUAUUUGGAGCAGAAAGAAAAUUUGCUGACGUGGCUGUGGAAAGAUGAUGAUGAUUGGGAAAGUGACUGCAUGAAGUUGGGGGAAAACAUGGAUAGUAGUGAGAAACAAAAUGAUGAUGAUGUUGUUGCUUGGUUUCUCUCUUGA
Messenger RNA from Arachis stenosperma, 1438 nucleotides. Its product is annotated as myb-related protein 330-like. The transcript is spliced from 3 exons. Lineage: Eukaryota; Viridiplantae; Streptophyta; Magnoliopsida; Fabales; Fabaceae. The record is from RefSeq and is a predicted model, not a curated record. The coding region runs from base 212 to 1438 and encodes 408 amino acids.